AUGCCAUUUAAGAAAGUUGGACCACCACCAAAAAAUCUACCACCAUUACCAAGAUUAAAAGUUCGUAAACCAGUGAUUGGGAAAUCAACUAAUCAAUGUUUUGUAUUUAUGUCAUCAUUAUUAAACUGUUGGGCAUCUAAUGGUGAAGGAAAUCAAAUAUGUAAUGGAUUUGAAAAUGAUUUAAAAAAUUGUAUGGAAACGUUUAAACCACAACAAGAAUCUUUAUCUACAAUAAAUUAUCAUGCUCAAAGAUUAUAUCCUAAAUUAAGAGGGAAAGUUCAUGAUUAA
This is a messenger RNA of Candida dubliniensis CD36, 288 nucleotides long. RefSeq names its product mitochondrial 37S ribosomal protein mS37. Bases 1 to 288 code for a protein of 95 amino acids. The transcript has a single exon. Gene Ontology annotation, biological process: mitochondrial translation. The record is from RefSeq and is a predicted model, not a curated record. Gene Ontology annotation, molecular function: structural constituent of ribosome. Gene Ontology annotation, cellular component: mitochondrial small ribosomal subunit. Lineage: Eukaryota; Fungi; Ascomycota; Pichiomycetes; Serinales; Debaryomycetaceae.